UAGUCUGUUAAAAGCCCCCACACUCAAAUCCCUGACCCUAGGAGUUGUCAACACCCUCAACUAGCGGUUGGGCCUGGAGUUGGGGGACUCAGGCUGCUCACUCAGGUGGCGCUGUCUAAGGAGUUGCACUUAGAGCUCUUACAGGCACCAAAUUCCUUGCAGGAAGGCCCAACUGUCCUCCUAGAUCUGCCUUCAGGCCACAGCGGGGGAUGGUAGUGUCAGGCCAAAGGUCCCAGGCAGAGAAGCCCACAUGGACUCGUGCUGCGCAGCCUCCCAUCUCCAAAAGCUCGGAGUUUCGGGGCGCCUGGCAGCCCCGACGGGCGCGAAGGGCGCUCCGUGGCCAAGGUCACCACGUCACUCCCGAUCUGACCCGCUGCUCCCGCCCCGGUUCCCGGAGACGCGAGCGACACGGGCCGCCGCUGAGGGUACCCUUCAAGGCAGCCAUCACCAGCUAUGGCCUCUUGGGUUUUGAGGAUGCUUCCCAGGAAUAUCCGUUCCUUGACUACAUCAUCAGAGAACCAGCGGGUUGAAGACUGUCAUCGUCACCAGGAGGCCUAUGGGUACUUCUUGCCUAUCCAGACGAGGUGGCAGGACAAUGACCAGUAUGGCCACGUGAACAAUGUCGUGUACUACAGCUACUUCGACACCAUUAUCAACCACUACCUGAUCAGGUACUGUGGCCUGAAAACCCGCUUGCUGACGUCCCCCUUGGUGGGGUUCAUGGUGACCAAUCAGUGCACCUUCCACGCUCCAGUCAGCUUCCCUCAGGUCCCGGUGGCUGCUCUGGCCGUGGAGAAAGUGGGCCACUCCAGUGUGCAUUACCGCCUUGCUUUGUUUCCACCCAAGCCUGCCCAGGAGCCGCCCAGAGCAGACCACCAUGACCUCAAUGACGGCUUUUUCUUUGGCCACCCCAAGCUGGCGCAGUUUGACACUUUGGCCUGUACCACUGGGUCCUCGGUCCACGUUUUUGUGAAUCCAGCCACCAGCAAGCCCACAGGCCUCCCAGAAGACUUCAGGAGGGGCCUCCUGAGGCUGAGGAGGCUGGCUCCCGUGUGAAGAGCCUGUACGUGAAAUUGUGCCUGUCAAAGAAUAAAGUUGAGAUUAUUCUCUAAA
Pipistrellus kuhlii (Kuhl's pipistrelle) is the source of this 1113-nucleotide messenger RNA. RefSeq lists its product as uncharacterized. Lineage: Eukaryota; Metazoa; Chordata; Mammalia; Chiroptera; Vespertilionidae. Bases 454 to 1056 code for a protein of 200 amino acids. The transcript has 3 exons. The record is from RefSeq and is a predicted model, not a curated record. Gene Ontology annotation, molecular function: fatty acyl-CoA hydrolase activity. Gene Ontology annotation, cellular component: mitochondrion.